UUCACUAUCACACUUUUCUCUCUCUCUCUCUCUCUCUCUCUCUCUUCUCACCAUUACUACAAUGGAAGGGAACAAUAACAAUACCCUUCUCUUCCUAUUAUUAGCCAUCUCCUUCUCCUUCUCCUUCACACUCUCAUCAACAACCACUACUACUCAUCCACAAACACAAACACAAACACAAACCCUCUCUAUUCGCUCUCUUCCCAACCCUUCAACACUCACAUGGCCCGAAUCAGAACAAGAAUCUUUAUCCAUACCCGAAUCCGUAGACCCAAUAGAACAAGAAUCUCUAUCCCUUCAGCUACACCACAUAGACACUCUCUCCUCCGACAAAACCCCACAACAACUCUUCCAUCUCAGACUCCAAAGAGAUGCUGCCAGAGUCGAAUCCUUCGCAACAGCUCUCAACAAAACCCGUCCCCAUAGAUCCGCUACUGGUUUCAGCAGCUCCAUCGUCUCUGGUCUUUCUCAAGGCAGCGGCGAAUAUUUCACUCGCAUCGGUGUUGGAACUCCAGCUAGGUAUGUUUUCAUGGUUCUCGACACCGGAAGUGACGUGGUUUGGCUCCAAUGUGCACCAUGCCGGAAAUGCUACUCUCAAGCAGAUCCCGUUUUUGACCCAACGAAGUCACGCUCCUACGCCGGAAUCCCAUGCGGUGCUCCUCUCUGCCGGCGACUCGACACUGCUGGUUGCAACACCAAGACCAAGGUUUGUCAGUAUCAAGUUUCUUACGGCGACGGGUCUUUCACCUUCGGUGAUUUCUCCACCGAAACACUCACGUUCCGAAAGACGCGCGUGGCUCGUGUGGCUUUAGGGUGUGGUCAUGAUAACGAAGGUCUUUUCGUUGGUGCUGCUGGUUUAUUAGGUCUUGGUCGUGGUAGAUUAUCUUUCCCGGUUCAAACCGGUCGCCGGUUCAAUCAGAAAUUCUCUUAUUGUCUUGUGGAUCGAUCUGCUACGUCAAAACCGUCUUCCGUUGUUUUUGGUGACUCGGCUGUUUCUCGAACCGCCCGGUUCACUCCACUUCUCAAAAACCCUAAACUCGACACUUUCUAUUACGUUGGGCUUCUCGGAAUCAGUGUGGGUGGUGCUCCAGUUCGUGGCGUCUCCGCCUCGCUCUUCAAACUCGACACCGCCGGAAACGGCGGAGUUAUAAUUGAUUCAGGUACUUCAGUAACCCGAUUGACCCGACCUGCUUACAUUGCACUGAGAGAUGCUUUUAGGCUCGGUGCUACGCAUCUGAAGAAGGCACCGGAGUUUUCGUUGUUCGAUACUUGCUUUGAUUUAUCUGGGCUGACGGAGGUGAAGGUACCGACAUUGGUGCUUCAUUUUCAGGGUGCUGACGUGUCACUUCCGGCACAGAAUUACUUGAUUCCCGUGGACAACAGUGGGAGUUUCUGCUUUGCUUUCGCCGGAACGAUGAGUGGUUUGUCUAUCAUUGGUAACAUUCAGCAGCAAGGGUUUCGGGUCAGUUAUGAUCUUGCGACUUCACGGGUCGGGUUUGCACCGAAAGGGUGCGAAUGAGAUCAGUCAUGAGAAUUGGGAUCAACUCUUUCCCUUUUCUUUGUUUUCUGAUUAGUACUAUCAAUAUCAAUUUAUAUUAUGUCUUUUUUAUUCUUAUGUUUUUAAUGUUAUUAUAGAUUAGAGAAGGAAAAUGAGAUCUUAAUAAUCUUUUUAGAUCUCGCAGGGAUUUAACAAAAUGAGAAUGUUUUUUUUAGUUUCCACCGAUUUAAGUCUUUGCAUGUUGGUGUGAUUUUUAUUUCACAAUUAAAUACCACAACUACCAUGAGUCUA
Molecule: messenger RNA, 1789 nt
Organism: Medicago truncatula (barrel medic)
Lineage: Eukaryota; Viridiplantae; Streptophyta; Magnoliopsida; Fabales; Fabaceae
Product: aspartyl protease family protein 2
Exons: 1
Coding region: 62-1519 (485 amino acids)
Biological process (GO): proteolysis
Molecular function (GO): aspartic-type endopeptidase activity
Source: RefSeq, a predicted model, not a curated record